CGGUACGAGUUCGGGACGCGCACGGGCAUGGUGGUGUUCGCACUACUCGUCCUCGCGGAGUCUGCGGAGGAGACGUGGCCGCUGCGGCGCGUGCUGGACGACCUGCUCCCAAACGACACCCCGGUGUGGAAUGAGUGGAAGGACAAGCUGAUGCGCAACAUGAAGGCGAACGAGGCGUGGCUACGGGGGGCCGGGCCGCGGGGCGGCGAGCUCACGUUCGAGUUCCCGCCGCCGGCGAAGGGCGAGAGGCCGUUGCUGGGACGGUUGUAUGGGGAUGCGCAUGCUGCGGCAAAUGUGUAUAGGAGCCAUCGGAGACGAUGGUGUCCGGGACUCUAGACUUUAAUCCUGAGAGUGUUCGCUGCGGCAUCCGCUCCCUGACUACGUUAACUAUCUGUGCCGAUGUAGGUAAUGACGGAGCUAGAUCGCUU
This is a messenger RNA of Trametes versicolor FP-101664 SS1, 428 nucleotides long. RefSeq lists its product as uncharacterized. The coding region runs from base 28 to 336 and encodes 102 amino acids. The transcript is spliced from 2 exons. The record is from RefSeq and is a predicted model, not a curated record. NCBI's taxonomy places the organism in Eukaryota, Fungi, Basidiomycota, Agaricomycetes, Polyporales, Polyporaceae.